Vicia villosa (hairy vetch) is the source of this 771-nucleotide messenger RNA. RefSeq lists its product as uncharacterized. The record is from RefSeq and is a predicted model, not a curated record. Lineage: Eukaryota; Viridiplantae; Streptophyta; Magnoliopsida; Fabales; Fabaceae. The coding region runs from base 1 to 771 and encodes 256 amino acids. The transcript has 2 exons.
AUGGAUUUUAUGAAUGGCGGCAUGGACGAAGAACUUGUGAAGCUCUACUUUGAAAGCCAUGCGCAAGAAGAAUCUGAGAGCUCAAGUAGGUCUAGACGCCAAAGAAGGAAUAUAGAGAGGAAUCGUGAAGAAGGACAUGAGCGACUAUUCAAUGAUUAUUUCUUAGAAACUCUAGUGUACACGGAUGAGAAAUUUCAUAGAAGGUAUCAAAUGUAUAAACAUGUAUUCCUUCGCAUCGUUGAAGCUCUUGGUCAACAUAAUGAGUAUUUUCAAUUGAAGACUGAUGCAACUGGUAGAUCAGGUCUUUCACCGCUACAAAAAUGCACUGCUAUUAUUCGUAUGUUGGCAUAUGGAACAUCUUCUGAUAAUGUGGAUUACUAUUUGAGAAUCGGUGAAACCACAACAUUAAAAUGUAUUGAUAAUUUUACAAGGGGUGUGAUUAGUUUAUUUGGGCCACAAUAUUUGCGAAAGCCAACAACCGAAGACAUUGAACGCUUGCUACAUAUGGGGGAGGCACGUGGCUUUCCAGCGAGUUCAAACAAUGAUAUCAAUGUGCUGAACCAAUCUGAUGUCUUCAACGAUGUUAUGCAAGGAAGAACUUCUGAGAUCCAUUAUUCAGUCAAUCGACAUGAAUACAACAUGGGCUAUUAUCUAUCAGAUGACAUUUAUCCUGAAUGGGCUAUAUUUGUGAAAAGCAUCCCAAUGCCACAAGGGGAUAAGAGAAAAUUGUUUGCUCAACAUGAAGAAGGUGCAAGAAAGGAUAUCGAAUGA